UAGUCGAAUAAGGAUUCAAAGCGAAUCCAAAAUUUGUCGGGAUGGCUUCGGAGAAAAUCGAGCGAACUUCAAUCGAAAUGAACAAUGAGGAUACAAAUUUGAGGGAACGUUCUUCUCUUCCUCCAUCGAAAAAAUCAUUCAAAACUCAAAAUUUGGGAAUCACAGAACGAGCAUUCUCUGCUGCAGGCGCCGCCUUCUUUUCAGUCAUCAUUGCCAAUCCUCUCGAUGUUGCCAAGACAAGGUUGCAAGCACAAGCAGCAGGGGUUCCAUAUUCUCAUCCACUCAGUAAUAUGACUAGUAGAAUGGCUUGUUUUGGCCCAAAUAUGAUGUUUGCUGAUUUAAGGUGUUCUCCAUCAUGCCACCGGGCUGGAAUCCAAGGAACAGUAUCCAUCUGUCCUCCUGAGUGCUUUCGCUACAAAGGAACAUUGGAUGUCAUCUAUAAAAUUAUACAUCAGGAGGGAGUUGCUAAGCUGUGGAGAGGCACAAAUGCUGGGCUGGCUCUUGCAGUACCAACUGUAGGAAUUUACCUUCCUUGCUAUGAUAUAUUACGCAAUUGGUUGGAGGAUUUCACAGCAAAAAACGCUCCAACUACAGUUCCUUAUGUACCAUUAGCGGCUGGUUCAUUGGCGCGCUCUCUAGCUUGUGCAACUUGCUAUCCUAUUGAACUUGCUAGAACUCGUAUGCAGGCAUUUAAAGUGACUGAAAUUGAUAAAAAGCCUCCUGGAGUGUUUCAGACCUUGCUUGGUGUUAUGUCGCAUGUCAAAAGCACAAAUAAUCCACAAAGUAAUUUGCGAGGUUAUCGUCUUUUGUGGACUGGCAUGGGAGCUCAACUUGCUCGUGAUGUACCCUUCUCUGCCAUUUGUUGGUCCACACUCGAACCAACUAGAAGGAAACUUCUUAGUUUUGUUAAACAUGACGAAGCUAAUGUGUUUAGUGUUCUUGGAGCAAAUUUCGGAGCUGGCUUUGUUGCUGGAACUUUAGCAGCUGGAGUUACAUGUCCUUUAGAUGUUGCAAAGACUCGAAGACAGAUAGAGAAGGAUCCUAUGAAGGCAUUGAAAAUGACUACGAGACAAACAUUAAUGGAUGUGUGGAGAGGUGGAGGCUUGAAAGGAUUGUUUGCAGGUUUUGGUCCACGAGUUUGUCGAUUAGGGCCUUCUGUUGGAUUAGUGAUUUCCUUUUAUGAAGUUGUCAAGUUUGGUCUUCAUCACUACAACACAUCAUCAUGAUUGGGAUCCUUCUUAUUUUGCCAACUUUCUUGCUGCAAAAGCAAUUUUUUAUCCAAAGUUUUGGAGAUCCAGCAAUAUUAACAUUUUGGAACAGAAUUGAAUAGGAAAAUGAUCGGCAUAGUACAAACUCUUAGGUUUUUUGAGUUUUUUUUAUCCUUGUAAAUCGAUUUUGACAAGCAGAAAUUUUGUUUCAGUUGAGAUUCUACUUAGAAGAAAAAAUUGAUUAAGUUCAAUAUGAACUGAUUGAAACUUUUUUGUUCCUCUAAGAAAUCUCCAAAUGUGAAAAAAAAAAAAAUCAAAUCUUAGCAUAGUUUUCUUCUUUACUACUAUAAAAUGUAAAAAAUACACUUUGGAAUAUCCUUUUUAUAGGGUGCUUGAAGAAUUGACUGGAAAACUAUUUCAG
Messenger RNA from Vigna radiata var. radiata (mung bean), 1629 nucleotides. Its product is annotated as mitochondrial carrier protein MTM1. Bases 42 to 1226 code for a protein of 394 amino acids. NCBI's taxonomy places the organism in Eukaryota, Viridiplantae, Streptophyta, Magnoliopsida, Fabales, Fabaceae. The transcript is spliced from 10 exons. The record is from RefSeq and is a predicted model, not a curated record. Gene Ontology annotation, biological process: mitochondrial transmembrane transport.